AUGGACAACAGAUAUGGAAUUGGCCAAAAAGGCCUCAACACCACGGGUGGCAGCAAUCGAUUCAAGUUUCAGGGCAAGCAGGCGAGAGCCAAGCGCAUCGAUGUGGACGUGGCCCACAAGGUCCGCGCCGAGGGGUUCCUCGACGCCGACAAGGCGCAGAACCCGGAGGUGGAGGGCGGCUCCUUCUUCCAGCAGGAGCUUGACCGAAGCAAGGAGCUGAACGUCACGCCGCCGUUCAAGCGCUUCUACUACAAGGUCUGGCCUUUGGUCCAAUCUCUGCCGGAGCUCCUGCACCAUGCCCCGGCUGUGGUUGACAUGCUGCUGGCCUUGCUGGAGGACCCUGUGGUGGUGACUCAGGCCGGAGAGGAGACCCUCCAGCUGCUAUCGGUCCUCGCACGCGACCUCCAAAGCUCCUUCUUCCCGCACUUCCCGCGGGUGUCCACCGCUCUCAUCGGGCUCAUAGCGUCCCCCGACGUCUCCCCCGAGAUCUGCGGCCGGGUCCUCCGCUGCCUCGGCUUCCUCCUCAAGUUCGUGGCCCGCCCCCUGUCGAAGGACAUGGCUGCCGUGAGGGCGCUCUACGCCCCGCUCCUGGGGCACAAGAGGGACUUCGCGAGGAAGAUGGCGGCGCAGACGCUGGCGCCCGCGGUGCGGCGACUGAAGCCGAAGGCCAUGCGGCGGCACGCGAAGCAGCUGGUCGGGGCUCUCGCGGCUGGGAACGUCGAGGCUGCUGCGGGCGGCGCGGAGGCGGGGGCGAGGAGGCUGAGGGCGGACACACUGGACGGGUGCAGCCAGCUUCUGUUCUUCUCUGCGAAGGGGGUACACGGACGAACACAUUCUCAGGCUCCCGUAUUGCUAAGAGUCCUGCUGGACUCUCUUCUGCCCCCGAAGCUAUCGGACGCAAACGUGGCUCCAGGGGAACGGGCGGGAGAGGAGGACAACCUCAGUCGGCGAAAGGAGCUGGAAAGGGGUUGGUGUUUCGAGCUGGCAAGCGCCGUCCUCGCCCUCCUCGUCGAGCACGUCCGCUCCCCCCACAGCGCGGAGCUGUGGCUGGAGCUGCACUACGGCCUUGGCACCGCCACGGCGCGGCAUCGGGCCUCGCUGCCGCCCCCCCCCGCGCCUACCGGCGACAGGGGCGACCAGGAAGAGACCGCGCCUACCGGCGACAGGGGCGACCAGGAAGAGAGCGCGGAGUGCGCCGCCGUCCGCCGCACGGCAGACCUCCUCUCCCAGGCGGUGGGCCACAUGGGCGGCAUCCUCCUGCGAGAGGAGGCCAUCGGCGUGAAGCAGGCGGCGCUGCUCGCCGAGGCCCUGGCGGAGCUGACGUCUCCGGAGAUCUUCUGGCAGCCGGUGACCUCCCCCGGGUGCAGGAGGGCCGUGGUCGAGCUCCUGGCCGUCUCCCUGUGCGGCCUGCACAAGCAGCAGCGCCUCGUCAAGGUGAUGCCGAGGGUGAUCCGGGCGGCGGCGGCGGCGGCGGCGGCCGCCCCCCCAGUCGCCGUACGCGGGGAGCGUAGGGCAGACGACGGCACCACAGCGGCGGUAGAGUCUCUGGUAGCCGUAGACACCCACCCGGCGCUGGCGCUGGCGCGGUCUCUUCUCGGCGGAGUCGGUGCCGAGCGCACGGAGAACAAGCCCCCGCCCAUGCGCGUUACCCGCGCGGUCGCCCUCCGCCCCCUCCUGGAGGCGUGUUCGGGGCCUCUGUCCGGGCAGGCGGGGGUCGCCCUCGAGGUGCUGGUGCGAGUGAUUCACGGCACUGGGGUCGGGCUGGUGUUUGCAGGAGACAAGGUCAGAGGCAUCGGGGCAAGGAGACGCGCGGAAGUCGGCCGUGAUGACGACGAAAGCGAGGUGGAGGAGGAGGAGGAAGAGGACGAGGGGGGCGUGGGAGCGCUGGCGUCCGUGGCUGGGGCGGAAGGCCCUGGGUGUUUGCCCAUGGGGGUUGCUGAGGGACAACAGCUAGUGGAUGUCUGCUGCGCCAGCGUGGAGCUCGCAACGACGUCAUUGAAAGGCUCUCAUUCCAGCUUCGCGGCGACCGCAAGCGCCAGGCGGGAGGCGGCCGAACCGCCGCUCCUCGCGAUCGAGGCGCUCUUGGCCGCGUGCUCGGCUGCACUCAACGGCACCGAAGCCGGUUCGGAAAACCCAACGCCCUCUGCAGUUGCCCAGGGUACAGGUACGCCGGCGGCAGAUCCCGGCAGUGGUAGCGGCCGCCAGCGCCGUAAGCGCGGCGAGGGGAAGAGCGGCGGUGGCGCGGCCGCCGCCUCCGCUGCCGGUACGACUGUCGAGGGAUCAAGCGGUGGUGGCAAUGAUGGAGGCGGCGGCGGCGGCGGCGGCGGGGGCGAUCAGGCCGGCGGAGAGGGGCGUGGCGACGAGGGCAAGGUGCUGCGGGCUUACGCCCUGGAGGCUGGAGUGGGCCUGUGCUGCUUGUUGCCGGGGGGGGACGAGGGGGUGGCGCGGAAGGAGACGCUUGAGAGGCUGGUGGUGUGGCAUGGAAGGGCCAUGGAGUGGCUGAGCGCCUGCCCUUCCUCCAUCUCAACCCUCCGCGCGGUGGCUCUUCUUCUCCGCGCCAUCCGCGCCGCCGCGGGUGGCGACGGCACCCCCCCCCCCUGCCUCUCGGCGGAUGCCUCCUUACCGGUCAUCGCCCUCCUCGAGCCCAACCUGGCCUCUGACAGCCGCCUUCUCCGCCUUUCCACGGUACGGGUACUGGCACGGUACGACCCGCUUCCCCUGACGGAAGAACCCGCAGCAGCAGGAGGAGUAGGCUUGCCGCGGCAGAGCCAGGGCGAGUCCAGCUUGCUCGAGCUGGCGGAGGCGGUAGAGGAGCUUCCGGUCUCCGUUGCCGCAGAGCGGGACCUCAUGUGGAGGCUGGGUCAGCUGGAGGUGCUGGGGCGUUCGGGCCGGCUGCCCCGCCCGUACGCCCGCCUGCUGGCCACCCACGCCCUCGGCCUGCUGCGGGUCAAGUUCUCGGCCGUGUGGCCGCGGGCCGUGGCGAUAGUCUCGGCGCUUUACCGGAGGUCCCACCAACGCGAGGUGGUGUGGGAGCCGGUGCGAGCGACCCUCCGCAAGGUUAUGCCGCCGCCGGCCACGCGCCAGGAGGUGGCGGCCGUGCUUGAGGAGCAGCAGCGGGCUGCUCUUGUGACCGGGCUCGAGGAAAAUCAGCAGCAACAACAACAUGAUGAUGCAGCAGCCGCCGGAGGGGAUCAGUCCAAAGAGACCGCUGCUGAAAUCGGAGCUGCUGCGGGGCCGACCAAAGGCCCUGAAAACGGCGACGACAAGGGUAGCAACGACGUCGAGCCGGUAAAUCAUCAUCCGCAGCAGCCGAGACCCUCCUCCGGGCUGCGAGCGGCGAUACCCCCGCCGAAGCCCUGGGUCCCCAGGCUCCUGCCCCACGCGGCGGCGCUUGACGGGGGCCCCGCGAAGGAGAUGGACCUACCCGUGGCCUUGCAGGGCGUGUUCCGGGACGAGACCGUCCGGACCGGGCUCCAGCCGGAGUCGGGCGAGGUGCCGCUGUGGGCGAGCACCGACGCCGAUUCGGCGUUCGCGCAGGUGUGGGGAGUCCUUUCGCAGUGCCCCGAGCUCCUCCAGCAGCACAGCCGCACCGUCGUCCCCCUCUUCCUGGGCUUCAUGCAGUACCAGUACCUCGGGGACGCCGCCUUCCCCGAUGACCCGGAAACCCGCUCCGUAGGCGUUUCUUCGCACCUGACGCCGUCGGAGCGCGCCAGCGAGGGGCCCGGCGGUUGGGGCCCCGUGGUGCGAAGGGGGGGUAAGGGUGAAGGCGGGGAAGGGGAGGGGAGGACGGCCGAUCGCCGCAGCGUGCGGGGGCGACUGGUGGCCCUGCUCGGUGUUUUUGCCGCCGCGCCGGGACCGAAGAGCCUGUACAAGCAGCGGGUGCUGUUCGGGGUGUACCGGGCGCUGAUGGUCAUGCCGGACGACAAGGUCGCCGGGCUGGCGCUGCGGUGCAUGCUGGCGUACAGGCCUCCUUACCUGGCGAACCUCGAGGGCCUGAUGAACGACGAGACAUUCCGCGACGAGCUGGUCACGUUCUCGCUCGAAAGCGAGGUUACCAGCAACGUCGGCAGCGGUGACGUGUCCAUCAUAUCCUCGGGCUUGGCGGCCGCUGCCGAUCCCGCGACAAUAGACCCCCUCCACCGGCCGCGCCUCAUCCCGGUGGUGAUCCGUCUCGUCUACGGCCGCCUUGCCGCGUCGGGGUCUCGCGGCCGCGCCGGGGGGCACGGGGGCCCCGCGGCUCGGCGCGCGGCGGUGCUGGCGUUCCUCUCCGGCCUGGCCUCAGAGGAGCUCUCGGAGCUGUUCGCGCUGAUGGUCCGCCCUUUUCUCACCCCUGCGAUCAUGACGUCAUCGUCGUCGGAGGAGCAGGAGAGAGACGAAGGGCCGGCGGCGGAGUGUGAGGAGGCGGAGGAUGUGGUGAGGGCGGUCCGGGUGCUGGAGAGGGCGGCCGGGAUAACCCAGGCGCGCGUCGGGGGCGUGUCGGCGUCUCGGCAGGCCGGGUUCCUGAAGAUGGCGAGGGAGGUGGCGAAGCAGCUCGGCCAGAAGGCGCUGCCGUACGUCGAGACGGUGCUCGGGCUGGUGCUCGUCCUGCUGGAGCACUCGAACGCCGCGUCGGAAGCCGACCAGCGAAAGGCCGACGCGGGUAACAGCAGCAGCAACAACCAGGCAGGCGACAUGGAUGUGGACGAAGACCAAGUCGACGAUGACGACGAGGCGGGUGGGACUCCGGCCGCCUCUUCCGUUGUCGCUGGAAGGCGUUAUCCUUCAACAGGGAAGAUUUCUCCAGGGGCGCUCCGCACCCUGUGCCUCCGCGCGCUGUCGGAGCUCUUCUCCCAGUUUUCGACCACGUUCGACUUCGCCGCCCACAGCGGAGCCCUGUGGCCCGCCCUCGCCGGCCCAAUUGCCCGCCUCCCGGCCUCCACCAUCGGCGCCACGAGGAAGCCCGCGUUGCUCGCCUUCGCCGAGACACUGUCCGAGAACGAGGCGCUGCUGCCGACGUUUUCGCCAUCGUCGACCGGCGGCGGCGGCGGAGAGGCUCUCAUCCCGGCUGUUCUGGACUGCAUCUCGGCGGGCAGCGCGAGCGGGCGCGUCGCCGGCCCCGCAGUCGUGGGGGCGGCGCUGACCUUCGUGGAGCGGUUGCUGCGGCACGACGGCGGUUCCCUCCUGGCCCCCCACCUGAACCACCUCAUCUCAAACUUCGCGGCGCGCCUUAGCGUACGCGACACCUCCGGCGGUAGCGGCCGCGGGUUGGACUCUCACACCGAGCAGGGGCUCGCUAUUCUCGCCCGGGUCGCCGAGAUGACGACUUCUUCCGACCCCCCUCUCAGCAGCGGCGGCGGCGGCGGCGGGGCCGUGGACCCCGCGUCCAUGUCGAAGCUCGUCGCCCUGCUGAUACCGUCCCUCCAGCCCGACCACCGCCGGGGGUCCGACGAGGCCAAGAUCUCGAUCCUCCGGGCGGUGGCGGCGUUGGCCCUUCGGGUAGACUCCCCCGGCGCCCGCAAGGCCUGGCCAGCGCUCUCCCGCCUGCUGGGACCAGCGGGCGCGCGGCCGUCCGGCAUGGCUGCGGCGGCCCCGCGCGGGGAGCUCGUGCGCGCCCUGGAGGCGUUGGCGGGGCGGCCGGACCUGGCGGCGGCGGCGGUGGCCGCCGUCGCCCUCGUCGCCGAGCUGAACGCGCGGGACGCGGCGGCUCUCGACGAGCCGGACUUCGGCCGCGUCGUGCCGGCCUUCAACUCUCUGUCCGAGGGGACCGGUUGGGCGGACAUCGUUGCGGCAGGUGGGGCGGCGGAAUCGGUGCCGGUUCGGGAGCGGGAGGAGGUUGUUGCUGCCGGUUCGCUGGGCGGCGCUCUCGCCGCGACCCCCGUCGCACAGCACUGCCUCCACGCCAUGCACGAUCAGGAGGUGGCUCUCAGGGGAGCGGCGGGGGCGGCGCUCAAGCGACUCGUGCGGGAGUCGGCGGCGGCGGCGGUGUGCCGAGAUUCAACCUCGGUGGUGGGGACGACGACGGCGACGGCGACGGUGCGGUGCCCCUGGGAAGGCUUGAUGCGCACGGUGGUGAUGCCCGGGCUCAGGGCGGGGAUGGCGUGCCGCGUGGAGGCCGUGCGCAAGGGCUACAUCUCGCUGCUGCGGGAGACCGUGUCCGUCUACCAGGCAGCGGCGGCCGGCGGCGGCGGCGGGGGCGGUGGUGGUGACGGAGGAGGAGAGCGGGUCGGGGCGGCGGCCGUGGUGCCGACCGAUCUGUGGGCCCUUGCGAGGGCGGACGAUCCCGAGUCGGACUUCUUCCUCAACGCUUGCCACAUGCAGGUGCACCGGCGGGCGCGAGCUCUCGCGAAGGCGGCCAAGUCGUCGGAGGCCGGGCUGGUCGGCCAGGCGGUGCAGCUGGUCGGCGCCAUCGCGAGGCACCUCCCGUGGACGCACUACAACUCGGCGCUGCGCGGGCUCAUGCAGCAGGUCGCCGGCGGCAAGGGCGAGUCGGACAGCCACAGCCCCGAGAAGGAGCGGGCCAUGAUCGGCGCCGUGUGCCAGGUCCUCGACGGUUUCCACUUCGCUUUGAUUCCGCCCGGCGUCGUCGCCGAGCCUGCCGCCGCUUCCGCCGCCGCCGAACCCUCUUCUUCCACCGCAGUUGUCGUCUCGAACGGAGACGGCGCGGCGGCACCGGCGGAGAUGGUGGCAGGGGGGGGCGACGCGGUGUGGCGCGCCGUUAACGAUCGCUUGCUGGGCUCUCUCCGCUCCCUCCUCGUCAAAGAAGUCCGCGGGAAGUCCGGGGGCAAGGAGAAGGUGCUUCGCGCGCCGGUGGCGGUGGGCAUGCUAAACCUCAUCCGGAGGCUGCCCACGGACGCGUUCGAGCUGCAGCUCAAGCCCUUGCUGAUGACCGUGUGCCAGAGCCUCAAGUCGAGGGACUCCAACGCCCGCGACACGGCCAGAGAUACCCUCGCCAAGAUGGCGAGAGACCUGGGCCCGGACUACCUGCAGCAGGUCAUCACGGAGCUGAGGACCUGCCUGGUGACCGGCUACCAACUCCACGUACGAACCUUCACCCUCCACACGGUCCUCAAGACCGUGGCCGACUCGUACAAGCCGCCCAACCCCCCCUCGGUAGACGUCCGCAAUACCAAACCCGCCGAACCCGCUUCUUCUAGUGCCACCACCGACGCAGCAGACGCCGCGGUGAUGGAUGUAGACGGCGAGGAGAGUUCAGCGGCGGCGUUAGUGGUUCCCGCCGUGCCGUCUUCGCUGGUGAAGCCUUCCUUCGACGCGUGUAUUCCGGAGGUGGUGGAGCUGCUUAUGGAAGACCUCUUCGGGGAGUCGGCUGCUGCUAAGGAGGCCCAAGGAGCAAACGUUGCCUCGUCCAAGAUGAAGGAGGCUAAGGGGCAGAAGGCCUACGACUCGUUCGAGAUCGCGGCGAGGACCAUGCUCUUCCGGCCGACCUUCACCGUGCUAGCGCCGGAGGACGCGGCUUCGGCAUCGUCGGUGCACGCCCUGGUGGGCCCCGUGCUUUCCCUCCUGGAGGGAUGCGAGAACGCAAGGUCGGUGGGAAAGGCUAACGAGGCCCUCACAAGGAUCGGGAUGGGCCUGGCGGCUAACCCCAGCGUGACGGAGUCGGAGAUGCUCCUCUACGUUCACGCGACCGUGGCGCCGUUCCUUCUCCCCCAGACGUCGGAGGAGGACGACGACGACGAGAUGGAAGAGGGAGACAGCGAAGACAGCAGCGACAGCGACAGUGGUGCGGAGGGGCCGACCGCCGCGAGAAAGAAGGCCAAACGGGGCUCCGCUGGCGGCGGGGCGUCGUCCUCCGCCCGGCAGUGGAUGGCCUCUGAGGGUAACCUGAAGGGGCACUCCCGCCUCGCUGCCGCCGGCGAGAAGCGUCGGCGAGAGUGGGAGUCGGUACAAGUCUUGGACGGCGCCAGCGCUCCCAAGCACACCGGGCGUGACCGUCACGACGGCCGCGCCGCCGGCCGCCAGCGUCCGACCGUGGGGGGUUCCGCCGCAUCAUCACCUUCGUCGUCGCGGGUGAGGGGGGUCGACCUGGGCGACCCCGCGGCGCUCGGGGCGGUGACGCUGGCGAUGGGGCUGCUGCACUCGAGGCUGAAGGCGGAGGCGACGGCAAGGGGAGCCGGCAGACGGGCGGCGGCGAUGAAUAGGAGAGGGGAGGCGGUGCGGGCCAUGGCGGACCCGUUCGUCCCGCUGCUAACGAGGUGCAUCGGUAAGAACCCGCACACCCCGGUGGUCCUCCUCUCCCUAAAGAGCCUGGGCUACCUGCUCCACUGGGACCUGCCGUCGAUGAAGCGUUGCGCUCCCCUCGUGGGGAGGCACGUGCUCGCCCGACUUGUGAGGGGAGGGGUCGGCGGUAUCAGAGGAGAGAUGGGCCAGGCGUGCUUCAAGGCUCUGUCGAUGCUGUUCAAGAGCCAGGUGCAGGUGUUUGGGGUCCCUGGUGAGGAGGCCGGGCGGCGGAAGGGGAGGGGGGGGGGGUUGUUUGGCCUGGCGCCGAAGCGGCUGAGGGCCCUCCUGGUGGUGUUGCAGAUGGCGGUGGCGGAGACAGAGCACCAGAUCGCCACCUUCACGCUGAUCAAGGCCGUGGUUGCCCGGAGAGUCAUGCUUCCAGAGGUGUACGACCUCAUGACCAAGCUUGCCGAACUAGCGGUCACGAGCCACCGACCGACGCUGCGCGCCACCUCCGGCCAGACCUUCCUGACCUUCCUCCUGCACUACCCCCUGGGGGAGAAACGGCUGCAGUUUCACCUCAACCAGAUCGUCAGCGGGGUCUCCUACGAGCACGCCGAGGGGCGCCUCGCGGCACUCAACCUGUGCUCCCAGCUCCUCCGACGGCUCCCGGAGCCCAACCUCGACCAGCUCUCCAGCGUCUUCUACCUCGCCCUGGUGGUUCGCCUGGUCAGCGACCAAGCGGGGGAGUGCCGCGCCGCCGCGUCCACCGCCGUCCGGACCCUUCUUGACCGCGUGUCCCCCGCUGUGUUCCAGGAGCUCUUGGAGUUCACGGGGCAGUGGUUCGGGGAGAAGGAUGCGGGGGCCCCGUCGGGGGCGGGGGGGGGGGAAGAAGACCCCGGGCUCCGGCGAACGGCCGCUCAGGCCUGCGGGAUUUUCGUACAGGCGAGGCCGGAGCUCGUGCGGAAGGCGGCGGGGACCGGCGGCGGGGGCCGGUUGCCUUGGAUGCUGUCGGCGCUGUCCUUGAUGCUCCCGCGGCGAGCCGCCGAAGUCAUUGCCGCGGCCAGGAGCGCGGGCUGGGGGGACGCCGGCGGUUCAGUUGGCGCCGCCGCGGGGUCUUGCGGCGGCGGCGGCGGAGCGGAUGGUGAAUGGGAAGGCGUUUACCACGCCGUCCUGUCCAUAGGGAAGGCUUUCGACGCCCUACCGGGGGCGUGCAACACCGCCCUCAGCGGCGUCGGCGGCGGUGGCGGCGAUGAAGAUGAUGGGCUGUUCGAUCGGCUACUGGAGGUGUUGCUGUACCCGCAUGCCUGGGUGCGCCUCGCGGCCGCCCGCGUUUGGGGAUCGUUCUUCUCGAAGAGGGAUCCAGGGACCCUGGCCGUAAACACCGGCGGUGGCGGCGGCCAAGUAGAGGGAAGCCAGACACCGAAGCGAGUCCAAGGUGGCUCAACACCCGGGAAGUUGAAAGGGAAAGGCCGAGGCCAGCGGCGGGGUGAUGUUGCCGGGGAGGGAGCUGGGGUAGGCGACGGGGGGCAGGAGUUCGCUUCGAAGGAGACGUGUCCUGUUCCGCCUGUGCCAGAACCUGUGCUCUCAGCUCAACAGGUCGCAGGACGCCAGUAUCGAGUUUUUUCCGGUGGAGCUUUCCAGGAAAUUUGCUCUUGGCUGAUUUAUUUUCAUCUCUCAAUUCCCCACCUUGCACAGGUGGACCCGAAACUGACGGACCAGUGCGUCAAGAACCUGGUGUUUAUCGGCCGUGCGAUGCACCUCAACCCGGAGCUGUGCUUCGCCGAGGACGCCGGCGAAGAAGAAAACGCUUCUGGGACGGAAAGCCCGGCGAUGGAAGAAGCAAGCGACAGCGAGGGGGUUGAUGAUGACGGCGGAGAUGACGUCGCCGCCACCGCCGCCGAUUCUGCCGAUUCUUCUGCUGCCGGCGGCGGUAAGGCUACCACGUCCGGUGCCGCAGACCCGUUGAGAUGGGUGUUCAACCGCAUGUCCCACAUGGUGGUGCACAAGGGAGAGGCACGGAGGCGAGCGGUGUUCAGCUGGUUCCUGGCGAUGGUGGCCGUCCACGACCCCGCCGUUUCCGUGGCCCACCUGAAGCUCAUGCUUCUGCCGCUGCGGAGAGCGGUGUUAGACGCCGAGGCGGGCGGGGUGGAGCACAAGGCUGGGGGGUCUCAUGCCGGCGGUGGCGGUAGCGGUGGCGGGGGAGGGAGCGCAGCUGCUGAGAAGGAGCAAACUGCUGCGGAGCUAGCGACGGAGGUGAUGGAACUCCUGGAGGAGAAGGUUGGCAGCGGCCGCUUCCUCGAGGCCUUGACGGGAGUCAACAUGGAGAUCUCUCGGAAGCGGGUGGAGCGAAAGCGGCAGCGUGCGGUGGAGAAGGCCACGGAUCCGGCUGCGGCGGCAGAGCGGCGAAGGGAACGCACAGAAGCCGGGAAGAUCCAGAAGCGGAGAAAGGUGGAAGAGUCGGCCAAGCUCCGAGGAGGGACCAAGCGCAUGCGAAUGGGGGGCAUAGGCAUAUCCGGCCCUGGCGCCUCAAGGAAUGGAGGGGGGCGCGGUGGACGAGAUAGCAGUAGGGGCGGUAUGAGGGGGGGGCGGGGUGGCGGCAGAGGCACGGGGCAGGGGCGAGGUGGUGGUGGGCGUUUUGGUGGGAGAGGGGAGGGGAGGGGAAGAGGCGAGGGCGGUGGUAGGGGCGGAGGCGGCGGACGUUGUCGACGAUAA
Molecule: messenger RNA, 10869 nt
Organism: Ectocarpus siliculosus
Lineage: Eukaryota; Phaeophyceae; Ectocarpales; Ectocarpaceae
Source: the annotation of a GenBank genome assembly